AUGGGUGCUGACGGCAGUGCCGAAAGCCGCAAGCGCACUCGAGCUACACCCGCAGCUCGAGAACCCGCGAUUCCAUGGUCGUUCAAAAGGCGAAAGCUGGACGCCAAUGGCAAUCCUCUCGCAUCGUCCCCGACGACACCCAAAACCACACCCGGAGCUGCUUCAUCGACCGUCAAGAAGACUGCGCGCAAGAUAGGGUCGUCUCCCGCCUCCGCUUAUGACGUAUCGGACUCCCCUGAAGACAACCCGCCACAACGGAUCCGAAAUGUCAGGAGCGUCGACCGACCGACUGGCAAAGUCCCAAUCCCACCCCGCCGCAACAUAGAAGAUGAUAUCUACGAGAUACCUGGCUCCGAUGAUGAGCUACACUCGAGCCCGAAGGAUGUGAAUUCGCUCAAGACGAGUCCUACCAAGAGGAAGAGCAUCGGUGCGGUCAAUGGCGGGGCGAGCGAGGCUGAUACAGGCAUCAUGGUCAAACAGCGCACAUCUCGAAAGCAGGAAAUGAAGAUGAAGGACCACCGUAACAAAGAGGUUGCCACGAUAGAGGAGUCCUCGCAGGUACGAUCGAGUGGAAGACGUAGGAUCCCAACCGCGAAAGUACUCGAAGUGCAGGAAGAGAAAAUGGCAAGUCGUUCAGCCACCACAACGUCCCGCGUAAAGUCGUCUGCAGCAGCACAGGAUGCCCUGGAAUCGAAAAAGGCCACCACGAGAACGGAUCGUAUCAUCUCUAUGCCCCUGAAAGGCAUCUUGACCCCGUCCAAGCGGGACGGUACGCCAAGGAGAAGCAAGAGCGUCGCCUUUGACUCGUCUAAUGCUCAGGAUACAGAGGAGGUUUUCUUCGAAGAUCUUCCAAUUAAGUCUGCGACCAAAUCCGGCGGAGGUGGGAAGCCACCGCAGAAGCUUGCGAGUACGAAAACAACAGCGAAAAACCCCGUCAAGCCACGAAAAGCGCUUGCAAAGAUGAUCGAGGAAGGGCCGACGGCGGAGGAAACCGAGUCACAAGAAGAGGAACAGGCGGCUGCGGAGAAGUCAGACGAAGACGAGGACGAGGACAUGAUCGAGGAAGGGCCGACGGCGGAGGAAACCGAGUCACAAGAAGAGGAACAGGCGGCUGCGGAGAAGUCAGACGAAGACGAGGACGAGGACGUCUGCCUGAUAUGCUCAAAACCGGACUCCAAGGCUGGAAACCAGAUUAUGUUUUGCGAUGGCUGCGAUAAGGCCUACCACCAAAAGUGCUACAAAGUCCCUAAAGUUCCCCGUGGCGACUGGUACUGUAACGAGUGCCUUGACCAAAAACAAUCGCGAGCGGCGGCUGCGGAUGAGGCGGUCAAGAUACCCAACUUCCAGCAGCACUUGAGUAAACUGAAAAGGGUGCUACUGGAUCGUUGUACUGGGCGCAGACGAAUCAAGCUGAUUGACCAGGAUGAUGCCAUGAAGAAAGCACACCAAGUGGUCGAGCAGACGGUAUUAUCGGGAGAAGGGAACUCGAUGCUCAUCAUUGGCGCCAGGGGCUGUGGCAAGACUACACUCGUUGAGAGUAUCAUCGACGACAUGUCUCUUCAGCACAAGAGUGAGUUUCAUGUGGUGAGGUUGAACGGAUUCAUUCACACAGACGACAAGCUGGCCCUCAAGGAGAUCUGGCGGCAGUUGGGCAAGGAGAUGGAUGCCGAGGAUGAGGUCAAUGCCCGGUCAAAUUACGCCGACACCAUGGCCUCGCUGCUCGCGCUUCUCUCACACCCUUCAGAAAUGGCCCAGGCGGAAGAGGGCGUGACGUCGCAGGCUGUCGUCUUUGUCGUUGACGAGUUUGACAUGUUUGCCGCGCAUCCCCGCCAGACCCUGCUCUAUAAUUUGUUCGACAUUGCGCAGGCGCGGAAGGCCCCCAUCGCAGUGCUGGGCUGCACAACCCGCAUGGAUGUUGUGGAGAUGCUCGAGAAGCGUGUCAAGAGUCGAUUCAGCCACCGCUACGUUUACCUGUCGCUCCCGAAGAGCUUGCCGGCGUACUGGAAAGUGUGCAGACAAGGCCUGGUCGUGGACGAUGAGGAUAUGGAGGCCGAAGGCAUCGACGUGAGUGUUGAUGGGCACGAAGCUUUCCAUGCCAACUGGAAGGCAAUGAUCGAGAGCCUAUACAAGGAGAAGUCAUUCCAGAACCUCCUGCAGUAUCACUACGCAACUUCAAAAUCUGCCUCGGACUUCCUGGCAGAAUGCAUCGUUCCGCUAUCAUCCAUGUCGGCGGAUUCCUUGGAACUUGUCGUCCCGCCACAGACCGGCCCCGUCGUCUCACUCACGCCGCCAAACUCCAAGCUGCACAUCCUGCCGUCGCUCUCGGAGCUGGACUUGGGUCUGCUCAUCGCGGCGGCGCGGCUCGACAUCGUGGCGCACACGGACACAGUCAAUUUCGCGAUGGCGUACGACGAGUACGGCUCGCUGAUGGGCCGGCAGCGUGUGCAGUCUGCAAGCUCGGGCAUGCUGGCGCUAGGCGGCGGCGUGCGGGUUUGGGGCCGCGGAGUCGCGGGGCUGGCGUGGGAGCGUCUCGUGGCGUUGGGGCUGCUGGUACCGGCUGGGCUUGGGACAGGCCGGGCUUCAGGGUACGGCGGGCUAGAGGGCAAGAUGUGGAAGGUCGACAUGGCGCUCGAGGAGAUACCUGUCGGGGUGAAACUGAAUAAUGUGCUGGCGAGGUGGUGUAAGGAGAUUUGA
Molecule: messenger RNA, 2694 nt
Organism: Colletotrichum graminicola M1.001
Lineage: Eukaryota; Fungi; Ascomycota; Sordariomycetes; Glomerellales; Glomerellaceae
Product: PHD-finger domain-containing protein
Exons: 5
Coding region: 1-2694 (897 amino acids)
Biological process (GO): DNA replication; DNA replication initiation
Cellular component (GO): nucleus; nuclear origin of replication recognition complex
Molecular function (GO): ATP hydrolysis activity; ATP binding; DNA replication origin binding
Source: RefSeq, a predicted model, not a curated record